GACGGUCUCAGUUCCUCCACGUUCUCCGUUGUAGCUUUUAUUUUCAACGCUAUCUUCACCAUUUCGUUGCCGGUUUCCUUUUAUUUUAUUUCCGAGUUUGUCUCCUCGAUCGUUGCGUUGCGCUGUUUUGUGGUUAUGUUCGUUUGUUGAUCUUCGACUAAGGCAUUCAAGGAUGAUCCUCUUGGAAAUUACUGGAGCCGAACCGUGAAAUCGCACAACGUUCACUGUUUCAGCGUUUUCCACUGCAACAAAUGGCGCUGUACGCACAUCGAACGAAGCUUCAUCUUCUCUCCAACAGAGGCGCCACAUUCAUUCAGAAUGCAGGGUUUCCAAGACGCAUUAAUUAUGGAAAAAUUGAAGCAUAAAUAACCAAACCAAGGGUACGGAAUUGUUGAGUAGUAUCUACUGCAUCGAUAUCGUGUCAGAAAACCAAACAAGAACAAUGUAGAAUAAUUACGUUAAAUAAGUUCUGCAUCGGUGUGCUAUGAUCUGUUAUAAAUUCAAGGAACGUCAAAAUGAUUUCUAAAACUGUGUGCAUCACUCAAGAAGGACCGGCAAAUGCAUUAGCACUGAACAAGGACAAUAGUCAAGUUGUUAUAGCAGGACGAAAUGUAUUUAAAAUAUUUACAUUAUUGGAAGACAGAUUUGAGGAAGCCUGCAACUUACGUGUUGGAAAAAAUUUGAACUUAAAUUUCUCUUGCAACGAUGUAGCAUGGAAUUUGAUCGAUGACCAUAUAUUGGCAACUGCAGCCACAAAUGGCGCAGUGGUGGUUUGGAACUUAAACAAAUCCUCGCGAUCCAAGCAGGAACAUGUUUUUAUCGAUCAUAAGAGAACUGUAAAUAAAGUUAGUUUCCACAUGACCGACCCUAUGUGGCUGAUAUCUGGUUCCCAAGAUGGCACCAUGAAAUGCUUCGACUUGAGAAUAAAAGAGGCAGCUAGAACCUUUUAUAGUAACACCGAAUCCGUGCGCGAUGUACAGUUCUGCCCACAUUCUCCGCAUACUUUCGCUGCGGUUUCCGAGAAUGGCCACGUGCAGCAAUGGGAUUUGCGCAAACCGGACCGUUAUUUCCAACAUUUCACCGCCCACAGCGGUCCUAUAUUCGCGUGCGAUUGGCACCCUGAAACCACGUGGCUUGCGACCGCUUCUAGAGACAAAACAAUCAAAGUGUGGGAUUUAUCGGGUAAGCCAAGCUGCGAUUACGUGAUACACACUAUAGCAUCGGUGGGUCGCAUAAAAUGGAGACCCCAAAGAAAGUAUCACAUAUCCAGUUGCGCUCUCGUCGUCGACUGUAGCAUAAACGUAUGGGACAUACGCAGGCCGUACAUUCCUUUCGCAAGCUUUAACGAGCACAAAGAUGUCCCGACUGGUGUGGCUUGGCGAGGCAAUCCGCAAUCGUUCCUGUCGACCAGCCGAGACUGCACCCUGUACCACCAUGUAUUCAAAGACGCGACUAGGCCGGCGAACAAAGCGAAUCCACAAGGUAUUGCUUUGAAUCCGAAAGGAGAUAUUGCGUAUGCUUGUAAAGUAAAUGUUCAUGUUACAACCACAAUGAAACAGUUGACUAAUAUCAUGAGGAAGACAGCCGCAACGAACGACACGUUCUGCAUGGCUUCCAGCGUGAUGCACAGAUUCGCCCUGAGCGUGCCACGGGAGCCAAAAUGGUUCAAGGUUUGCGCGGAGGGAUACCUGUUGUCCGGUCGACUGAACGACAUUUGCGACCAUAACGCCGCUGUCGCUAGAAACGCCGGACGGAACGAUAUCAGUACGGUAUGGAGUAUUAUAAAGACCUUGUACGCGAACCCAAUGGGAUCGAUACUGAAGACGCCGCCGACCGCAUCCAAGGAAGAUAUCGUGAACACCUUGAAUUUGGCACAGAUCACGAUCGGGCCCAGCAUAGAUCAGUUGAACGCAGGGCACGAGAACGACGCGAAGUCCUUGCAAGGCGAAGUAACAGGAGCGGCAAGCGGGGGCGACGACGAGACGGAGACCGACGAGACGCCGGAGAAUCAGCACUCGAUCGGCUCGUUUUUGCCCAGCUACAAGAAAGCGUUCAUCGAUAACAAGGGGUCGGACACGAAGGGGGACUUUUUGUUCGGUGAAAGCGAGUUCGAGCCGGUGACGAUACACAGUUCCAGCUACAUACACAACAUAAUGAACAACGAGAACGACUGGACACUGUCCAAGGAAGCGUUUCCUUUACGGCACGAGAUCAAAGACAGAUCGCCGCCGCCGGAACAGUUCCCGAACCACCCUCCGGACAUCAACGAGGACUGCGCGUCCUUGACGAUCGAGGACCAGCCGAGCCAACUGAUCGUUUCGAACAUCCCGAAGCCGCAGUUCUGGGAUCCGACGAACUUGAUCGAGGAGGCGUUGAAGCAUCACGCCGCGCUUAGGGACAUACAGACCUCGGCGUCGAUUUUAAUAGCGUUGGGAGAGAAACGGAAGAACUUGAACAUAGAGACGGCUGUCCAGGAACAUUGGAUUCUGGACUAUCUGGACAUGCUGGCAAGGUUUAAGCUUUGGAACGUGGCCACGCAGAUCAUCCAAUCGGUCUGGAUACCGUCGGUGUCGCAACUCAAUCAGCAAUCGACGGUGAUUCACGCGUGUUGCUUGGCCUGCUCGAAACCGCUGCAGCGAGCCGCGUGGUUAUGCGACCGGUGCCACUCCUCGCAUCACGCGCUCUGUUCCGUUUGUCAUCAAGUGGUGCGAGGCAUGUACGCAUGGUGCCAAGGAUGCACCCACGGGGGCCAUGUUCUGCACAUGAGCGAGUGGUUCCGAUGCAACCGACAGUGCCCGACCGGAUGCGGACACAUGUGCGAAUAUACUUAAAGACCGUCGACUGUGUGCGAUAGCCCGCUUUGUUGUAAGUUUUCUACGCCCAUGUACAUAAUUAUUAGACAGUACUUACGUCGUCGGUAACAAUCGUAGACACGUAGCGUACUUUGUGAACCGAACAGUUUAGAGAAAUUAAAUUAUUUAUUGAUUCUGCUUUUGUAAA
Megalopta genalis is the source of this 3000-nucleotide messenger RNA. The record is from RefSeq and is a predicted model, not a curated record. NCBI's taxonomy places the organism in Eukaryota, Metazoa, Arthropoda, Insecta, Hymenoptera, Halictidae.